CUCUCCUGGUUGGCCGGUCCCAGAGUCGUGACUGACUGGCCGAGUUGUGUGUGUGAGCGAGAGAGAGUUCAACAGCAGCAGCAGCUCUUCGUGAUGGGUGGUCGUUCCACUCGUGUGACGUUUCGAGCCCAGGUUGGAUGCCUGUGGAGGCCACGAGGAGUCAGAUGCCACCUCCCUUUCCCCAGGUUUCCCAAGGUAACCUUAUGAAAUGGUGAAAUUAAUUUGUACUUUAACAGAUCACAGUGACGAUAUCAACUACUGUGCCUUUUCUUCUUCCUUCUUGGCUACAUGUUCCUUGGACAAAACUAUCCGUCUGUAUUGUUUAAGCAAUUUUGAAGAGCUUCCUUACUCACCAUUAAAAGGCCAUACUUACGCUGUUCACUGCUGCUGCUUUUCUCCUUCGGGACACAUUUUAGCUUCUUGUUCUACUGAUGGCACCACGGUUCUGUGGAACACUCAAAAUGGACUGAAGCUAGCAGUUCUCGAGCAUCCCUCAGGAAACCCUGUAAGAAUUUGUCGAUUUUCUCCUGAUUCCUUGUAUUUAGUUUCAGGAGCAGCUGAUGGCAGUGUAAUUCUUUGGAACGUUCAGACUUUGAAAGUCCAUCGAUCCGGCAGUGUUCAGGAUGGCUCCUUAGUGGCCUGCGCAUUUGCUCCUAAUGGAAGCUUCUUUGUGACAGGAUCAUCAUGUGGAGAUUUAACUGUUUGGGAUGACAAAAUGAGGUGCUUGUAUAAUGAGAAAGCUCACGAUCUUGGAGUCACCUGCUGUGACUUUUCUUCGCAGCCAGUUUCAGGUAAUAAACAAGAAUUCCAGAUGGCUUCUUCUGGGCAGGAUAAUGUAAUUAAGAUAUGGAUUGUUUCAUCCGCUGAUCCCAUAGGCAUGGAAUUAAGAUGUAAACAUACAUUAAGUGGACAUACUGCUCCAGUUCUGGCUUGUGCUUUUUCCUGUGAUGGGCAAACAGUAAUAUCUGGAUCUGUGGACAAAACAGUUAUUAUUUUUGAAACUAACACUGGAAACAUCCUACACACUUUGACUCAGCAUACCAGGUAUGUUACAACUUGUGCCUUUGCACCAGAUAUUCCAUUAUUUGCUACGGGUUCUAUGGAUAAAUGUGUGAACAUCUGGCAGUUUGAACCAAAAAAACUUUUCACAGAAACUGCACGAAAAGAGAGUCCAAAAACAUCCAUUGAGAACUGGUCAGAAGAAGAUGUUUCAGUUUGGCUAUGCAAUCAUGGUUUAAAAGCCCUCGUAGAGAUUUUCCAAAAAAAUAACAUUGAUGGUAAAGAGCUGCUGAGUCUUACAAAAGAAAGUUUGGCUGAUGAAUUAAAAAUUGAAUCUUUAGGCCUUCGCAAUAAAGUGUUAAGGAAUAUUGAAGAACUGCAGAUGGAAAGGAAAUCUGCCUGUGAGGCUGUGCCUGAUGAAUUCCUGUGUCCUAUAACAAAGGAACUUAUGAAAGAACCAGUCAUUGCUGCAGAUGGCUACUCCUAUGAGAAGGAAGCAAUGGAAAACUGGAUUGUUAACAAAAGGCACUCGAGUCCUAUGACAAAUCUCCCACUUCAGAGACUUGUACUUACCCCAAAUAGAACUUUGAAAAUGGCUAUCAAUCGCUGGUUAGAAACACAGCCAGUGCACAAUCAAAACCCACGGUCUUAAAUAACUUGAGUAAUUUUUCGGAUUAGAGGAAAUCAAACUGGAGGUGGAUAAUUCAGAGUGUAAGCUUCUUGGUUCAGGUAUCUGUCAUCUCUCUAAAUGAAUAUUAUAAAUUCCUUUACACAUAAAUGUGAACACUGGGGAGGGGGGAAGAAAAAUUCUGUAGACUGAAUUAUAUACUGUAUAAAGUGAGUGAUCAUAAAAAAUGUUCUAACGGGAUAUGAGGUUCCAUUAGUACCAGAAAUACUAUUUCUGAACUAUUGGCAGGACGUAACAAUUCCUAGAAUACUAAUUAAUAGUUUUCUGGUGGCAGCAAAAACAGUGAUUGCCCUAAAAUGGAACAAGAUCUCUCUGGUACAACAAGGUCUGACCAUCUUCUCCAAUCUGAGAUUUAUCCGAAAAUGACUCAGUUCACAGAAGAAUGGUUUCCAUUUCUUGAAUAUGUAACUACAAAUAUUCAACCACAUGAUCCCUCUCACCGGACUCUGCUGCAUCUUUAAAUAUCAAGAACUUGUCUAGAUAGGACUGAUUUGUUAUAUCCUUGACUGGUGCAAUGUUUGGCUGUGCAGUGCUUACUGGCACUGAUAGACCACUCUCGCUGUUUAUGAUGCACACAUGUAUGUAAUCUACUGCUUUACUUACUGCUAGUAUGUUCACUAAGUGCAAUUACUAUAGCUCAGUGAUUGUAAAUAAUUCCUA
Molecule: messenger RNA, 2347 nt
Organism: Gekko japonicus
Lineage: Eukaryota; Metazoa; Chordata; Lepidosauria; Squamata; Gekkonidae
Gene: WDSUB1
Product: WD repeat, sterile alpha motif and U-box domain containing 1
Exons: 11
Coding region: 209-1651 (480 amino acids)
Biological process (GO): protein ubiquitination
Molecular function (GO): protein binding; ubiquitin-protein transferase activity
Source: RefSeq, a predicted model, not a curated record